Molecule: messenger RNA, 3057 nt
Organism: Cyclopterus lumpus (lumpfish)
Lineage: Eukaryota; Metazoa; Chordata; Actinopteri; Perciformes; Cyclopteridae
Product: TBC1 domain family member 12-like
Exons: 15
Coding region: 264-2141 (625 amino acids)
Source: RefSeq, a predicted model, not a curated record
GUCACCAGACCUCAAUAUGGCGCCUCUCCGCUCCGAGUUCACCUGUCACCGCCGAGGAUGAGAGCCGCCCAGACCGGCCCAUCCACCGUACCUCUGCCGGCCCGAGGGCUCUGUGUCCCGGUAUGACGCUCCGGAGGACUCCGCUGUCUCUUCACCGAGGACGAGGCGUCGCAGCCGGGUUUGUUUCUGCCGAGCAGCGCUGACAGAAGCUCCAGAGAGACAGGAAGUGUGUAUGCAGCUCUUCUUGUGGCAGUUGGAGUGAAAUGGAAAGCAGCGAUGAGGCGUCCUCUUCAUCGGUGACCGUAAACAAUGCAGACGAGUCCUCGCCGUGGCGCCAUCGUGGCCGUGAACGCUCCUCCUCUGCCGAUGUCAUUGCUCGGGUUCAGCGUUGCCCGAGACGACCAAUCAGAAGCGGCUCUGACAGUCAGGAGGCGGGGCCUAGUCUGAGGGACGACGUCUGCCAAACAAACAGUCCGAGUGUGAAAGUGAAGUGUUGGUCUGCGAGCUCAAACGGGGUGGCGUCCUGCACUGAGGGGUCAAAGGUUGACUGCUGUGGGGGCGGGGCUUCAGACCUCCCCCUGGACGAGUCUACCUGCUCCGCACCUCAGUGUAUAAACCCUGUGACUCCCCCCUCAGACUCUGACUCUGACACACAGGAGGGGGAUGAUGACGCCUUCAACACAGUGGGGGAGCUGAGCCCCCCGCCCCCUCGCCACAGGAACACCUACGAGAGCGGCCGCAGGCAGAGCGCCCCGGGUCAGCUGGUCCAGGACCACGGGGGGUCAGAGUCUGAGCUGCAGUCCAGGAGGCCAGGCCUCGCCGAGUACUUCAGCAGGAAGCAGCGGUCCGUCCCUCAAAGCGCUCCUGGUUGGAAGCUGUUUGGUAAAGUUCCUCCCAAACAGAGUCCCACCAAACAGGCUCAGAUCAUCCAGCAGGAGUUUGAGGCACGGCAGAUGGCCGCCUGCAGCUCCCCUACCCAUCAUGCCGCGGGGCAGCAGAGCAAGAGAAAGGUGGAGUUUGAGCCGCUGUCGACCACAGCGCUGAUCCUGGAGGACCGGCCGCCGAACCUCCCAGCCAAGUCCGCGGAGGAGGCCCAGAGACACAGACAGCAGUACGAGCAGAUGGUGGCCGCGGCCAAGAGGAGAGAGCUGAAGGAGGCUCAGAGGAGGCGGCAGCAGAAGGAGCAGCGGCUCCGACAGGAGGAGCUGCUCUCAAACACGUCGCUGGUCUGGAACCUGCACAUCCUGCCACACUGGGACCUCAUUGUCUGUCAUUGUGUCAGGAGGUCUAGUCGCCGGGCUCAGGACCUGUGGUGGGGCGGUUUACCUCCCAGUGUCCGAGGGCGGGUCUGGAGCCUCGCUGUGGGAAACGAGCUCAACAUCACUGCAGAGCUGUAUGAGAUCUUCCUGUCCAGAGCAAAGGAGAAGUGGAGGAGCCUCAAUGAGACCGACGGUGCAGCGCCGGCCGGCCUGGAGCGCAUCACGCGGGACGUCUCUAGGACUUUGCCCUCACUGCUCGUCUUCCACAAGGGCGGCCCUUAUCACGACCUGCUGCAAAGUAUUCUGGGAGCUUACACCUGUUACAGACCUGAUGUGGGAUAUGUCCAGGGGAUGUCCUCCAUGGCAGCCAUGUUGAUCCUGAACAUGGACGAGGUGGAGGUCUUCAUCAGCUUCUCCAACCUGAUCAACAGACCCUGUCAGCUGGCUUUCUACAGAGUGGACCACCAGCUGAUGCUCAGGUAUUUCGGGGCCUACCAGGUGUUCUUCCAGGAGACUCUUCCCCGUCUCUUCCUUCACUUCCAGUUUUCAGGUGUGACUCCAGACCUCUACCUCAUGGACUGGAUCCUGUCCCUCUACAUGAAGCCCCUCCCCCUGGACGUGGCGUGCAGAGUUUGGGACGUCUUCUUUCGGGACGGGGAGGAGUUCCUGUUCAGGGCGGCUCUGGGGAUUCUGAGGCUCUACCAGGACCUCCUGCUCCACAUGGACCUGGUCAGCAUCGCUCAGUUCCUGUCCCGCCUUCCCGAUGAGGAGCUGCUCUCCGAUAGGCUGUUCGCCUGCAUCUCGGCCACGCCCAUGCUGAGCGGGAACAGGAAGUGGACUCAGGUGUUGUCGUCGUGCAGAGACUCAGAGAGGACCAGCUGAUGAUUAUUAUUAUUAUUAUUAUUUAUCAGAAUUGUAAACUUUUCAUGUAUUUCUCUUUAUUUAAAAGAAAUAAAGAAACUGAAAGCCUGAAUUAUCUAAAUAUGUGCAGGUUAAUUAGAAAAGAAUUAAUAAUAAUGAGUGAUUAUGGACUGUUGAGCCGCCUCGUUUGCAUAUUAUUCAUGAAUAAAUAGAGUUUAAUCAAAACAGAAAUAAAUGUCAACACAACAGAUAAUUUGGGAAAUUAAAUAUGAAAAUAGAUAAAAGUAUUAUUUAUUGUUCUAUUUCUGAGUAUAUUUAUUCAUUUUCAAAUUUGCCUGCACAUUAAUUACUGUGUUUGUAUUUAUUGCAUCAUCCAUUCAUGUUCAUACAGCUUUAGAGACACAUGUAAAACAUAUUUAAUAAUAAUAUAAAUGUUCUUUUUAAAUUAAAAACAUGCUUUUGAUAAGUCUGUUUCUGAGUCCACAACAUGUUUUAUUAUUUACACUUUUAAUAUUUAAGUGUUGAUUCUCUGCUGUUUCAUUUCUGGUUAUUUUACAAUUUCUUAACUUAUUAUAUUUAACUAGAAAUUAACUGUUUAUCAUUAAAUUCAUAAGAAAUCCACAGCGACAAAUAAACUAAUAACUCAACAUUGUUUAUUUAUAUUAUUAAACCACAUGUUGACCAUUAGACUGUAUCUCUGUCUUAUAUAUAUGAUGUACUAAUACAUCAUACUGUCUGUAUCCAUGUUUUAUUAUAUAUAUAUAUUUAUAUGAUGUACUAAUACAUCAUACUGUCUGUAUCUCCAUGUUUUAUUAUAUAUAUAUAUAUAUGAUGUACUAAUACAUCAUACUGUGUAUCUCCAUGUUUUAUUAUAUAUAUAUAUGAUGUACUAAUACAUCAUACUGUCUGUCUCUACAUGUUUUAUUAUAUUUAUAUG